This is a messenger RNA of Mercurialis annua (annual mercury), 1459 nucleotides long. Its product is annotated as metalloendoproteinase 1-MMP. Gene Ontology annotation, molecular function: zinc ion binding; metalloendopeptidase activity. The transcript has a single exon. Bases 321 to 1421 code for a protein of 366 amino acids. NCBI's taxonomy places the organism in Eukaryota, Viridiplantae, Streptophyta, Magnoliopsida, Malpighiales, Euphorbiaceae. Gene Ontology annotation, cellular component: extracellular matrix. The record is from RefSeq and is a predicted model, not a curated record. Gene Ontology annotation, biological process: proteolysis; extracellular matrix organization; collagen catabolic process.
AAAAAAAUGAUAAUAAUCAAAUAUUACUAUGACAAUUUAGUCUUUGACAUGUUAAUGAUCAUGUAUUAGUACUUAAUUAGCAACUAAAGACAGUGGUUUACCCACCAAUUCUCCAAUUAAAAGUCAGAAUCUUCAAAUGAAAAGGCACGCACGGCAGAAUCUUUUUAACUUUCUUCUUCUUCUUCUCAAUUUCUUCCUUGAUCCCAUCAAUAUAUAAUAAUCUUUUAAUCUAAAUUUUUUUAAUUUUAAUUUACCAGUUUUUCACUAUAAAACCCAAUUACAAUUUAAUUAUCAUCUCGUUCCUAAAAAAAAACAGAGCUAUGUUUCGUUAUUUCAGUUAUUUCAGUUACCUUUCCAUCUUCUUCCUUUUCCUUUCCCGCCUUUCUUUAUCUAGGCUCACACCGGACUCUAUAACUGUCAUAACCACCGAUACCCACAACACCACGGUCGUCGAUGCCCACAACGCCACGUGGCAUGAUUUUGCUCGAUUCCUAUAUGCUGGAAAGGGAAGUCAAGUCGAUGGCAUGUCAGAGCUCAAGAAGUAUCUCAACCGUUUCGGUUACCUUCCGACAAACAUAAAUUUCACCGAUUUUUUCGAUUCUGAAUUCGAAUCGGCGAUUUUGACUUAUCAAACCAAUCUUGGUUUACCUAUAACAGGUAAAUUAGAUUCCGACACCAUCUCGACGAUCAUGUCCCCACGAUGUGGCGUUCCAGACAUAGAUAUAGAUAAAGAUACAGACAGUGCCUUACAUGUUACAAAACAUUACGCAUAUUUUUACGGCAAGCCGAGGUGGAUUAAGGGAUCGCCGAUAACACUAACCUAUUCAUUGUCGACGAGUAAUAUGAUUGAUUACAUAAGUUUAGAAGAAAUUAAGGUUGUAUUCAAGAGCGCUUUUUCGAGAUGGGCGUCGGUUAUUCCGGUUAGUUUCAGGGAGGUUGAAGAUUACAAAUCGGCAGAUAUUAAAAUCGGGUGGUACGGGCAUGAUCACGGUGACGGACAGCCGUUUGAUGGGGUUUUAGGAGUAUUAGCGCAUGCUUUUUCGCCAGAAAAUGGGAGGUUUCAUCUGGAUACAGCUGAAACCUGGGCCCUUGAUUUUGACAAGGUUAAAUCAAGGGUAGCCGUUGAUUUAGAGUCAGUGGCAACUCAUGAAAUUGGACAUAUAUUAGGAUUGGCUCAUUCUUCAGUCCAAGAAGCUGUGAUGUAUCCUAGUUUAAGUCCAAGAACUAAAAAAAGGGACCUGAGGAUUGAUGACGUGGAAGGUGUUCAAGCUCUUUAUGGGUCAAACCCUAAUUUCAAGUUUAGUUCUUUGUUGGAGUCUGAAAAUUCUGUUGACAAAGGGAUUGGUGUAAAAUGUAGAAUGUUACCUAAAUGGAGCAUUUCUUUGGUGGUGGGUGUUUUAUUAUUGUUUUUGUUUUCAUAAUGACCACUUUUGUCUUUGACCUAGUGUCAAUUUUAGGA